GGGUGGGCGCCGACGCCCCUCGGCGCGGCUCGGCACCGGGCCCCGCAGGAAGCGCGCGCUGAUUGACAGCUGCGCUGUCCCAAAAAGGCUCCGCGAAGAUGCUGCUUCGCGGGUGGGUCUAGACGCGCGGCCGGCGCGCCCGGUGCCCGCUCCCCUCUGCGCGCCUCCCGAGCCCGCCGUCUCCCCGGCGGCCGAGGAGCGGGGCCCAGGCUCCCGCCCGCGCGCCAGUUCCUGCGGCCCUGGCCGGCAGGCGCUCUCCCCGGCUCACCAUGCAUUGCCACGCGGAGCUGCGGCUGAGCUCGCCCGGCCAGCUCAAAGCAGCCAGGCGGCGCUACAAGACUUUCAUGAUUGACGAGAUCCUUUCCAAGGAGACCUGCGAUUACUUUGAGAAACUUUCCCUCUACUCCGUGUGCCCGUCGCUGAUCGUGCGACCCAAGCCCCUGCAUUCCUGUACCGGCCCUGCUUCCCUUCGGGCAUACCCUCUCCUCUCAGUGAUCACCCGGCAGCCCGCGGUCAUCUCCCACCUGGUCCCCGCCCCCCCGGGAGCUGCCCAGGCCUUGUCCUGCCACCCGGCCUCCGAGGCCUCUUCCAAUGAGGCCCCAGGGGGUGAGGCUUUGGGCAGCAGCGAGUCGGAGACGGAGCAGCCCACGCCGAGGCAGAAGAAGCCCCGCCGGAGCCGUACCAUCUUCACCGAGCUGCAGCUCAUGGGCCUGGAGAAGAAGUUCCAGAAGCAGAAGUACUUGUCCACCCCGGACAGGUUGGACUUGGCCCAGUCUCUGGGACUCACUCAACUGCAGGUGAAGACUUGGUAUCAGAACCGCAGAAUGAAGUGGAAGAAAAUGGUUCUUAAAGGUGGACAGGAAGCACCUACAAAACCCAAAGGUCGUCCCAAGAAGAACUCCAUCCCCACAUCAGAAGAGAUUGAAGCUGAAGAGAAAAUGCACAGCCAGGCCCAGAGCCAGGAGCGCCUUGCACCCUCCCAGGGACAGGAAGAGCUCUGUGACCCACAGGAAUUGGAAGCAUGCGAUGUCUCUGUAGAGGUGGCAGAGCCCCCCGGCCAGCCCCAGGAGUUGCCAGUAGCCUCUUCGGAACCCCCACCAUCAAGCUAAAAUAAAAACUCAAUUGGGGGAAGGGGAAGAUGGGGAGGAAUGGAAAGAGGGAAGUCAGGGAGAAUAGAGAGAGAUACGCUCCCCAAAGCCUGGUAAACUUGGCGAGAAGAGAUCCACGUCUCCCAGCCCCCACGGGUCUCAGUGGUUUUCAUCACAAGCAUUUGAUGAAGACCAGCUUGCCUUAGGCCUUUCUCUUCCUGAAAGGCCGUUUUAGCCACGGGAUGCCCUUGAUGAAGGGAGACAGUGCCUUGGAACUGCCUGCCCCUGCUGGGGCGAGGGCUGCAGGGCUGGGUUACCAGAGCCCACCCCGGGGCUGGCACGGUGGGGGGCUGCCCCGGCUCUCUCCCUCCAGCCCCUGCACAGCCCGUCAUCAAAGCAGAGAGAUCAUGGUGGAGCCCGGGCCGCAAGCCUGGCCUCCUUGCUAACUCAGCACUUAUUUCUGUCGUUUUAAAAGAGAAUUUAAUGUUUUUGGUUGU
This is a messenger RNA of Lontra canadensis (Northern American river otter), 1585 nucleotides long. RefSeq names its product BARX homeobox 2 (gene BARX2). Gene Ontology annotation, cellular component: nucleus. Gene Ontology annotation, molecular function: DNA-binding transcription factor activity, RNA polymerase II-specific; RNA polymerase II transcription regulatory region sequence-specific DNA binding. NCBI's taxonomy places the organism in Eukaryota, Metazoa, Chordata, Mammalia, Carnivora, Mustelidae. The transcript has 4 exons. Gene Ontology annotation, biological process: regulation of transcription by RNA polymerase II. The record is from RefSeq and is a predicted model, not a curated record. Bases 270 to 1109 code for a protein of 279 amino acids.